Messenger RNA from Blastocystis hominis, 996 nucleotides. RefSeq lists its product as hypothetical. NCBI's taxonomy places the organism in Eukaryota, Bigyra, Opalinata, Blastocystidae. Bases 1 to 996 code for a protein of 331 amino acids. The record is from RefSeq and is a predicted model, not a curated record. The transcript has 2 exons. Gene Ontology annotation, biological process: phosphorylation. Gene Ontology annotation, molecular function: ATP binding; kinase activity.
AUGGAUGAUUUUGUGGAGAUUUACGGAGGGAGUGGAAACGAAACGCUUGAAUUGGUGGGCGGCAAGGGGAAAAAUCUGAUUGUUCUGGCAAAGAGGGGCUUUUGUGUUCCUAGUGGUUUUGUUGUAAAAUCAUCUGUUUUUAACGCUUUUGCUUCGAGGAAUUCCAUUUUUGAAAACAUUUCCGAGGAGAGUACUCAAGUUAUCGAGAAUUGCGAGCAAAUAUUGGAGAAGAUUGACAACUCUCCGCUCGAUACGAUUGCAGUUGACUGCAUUAGUCGUCUCUUGAAUGAGAUUAAGGAAACCUCGGCAACGUCCCCUCUUGUCGCGGUAAGAUCAUCUGGGGUGAAUGAAGAUUUGGACGAUGCAAGUUUUGCUGGAAUGAAUGAGACUAUUCUUAAUGUUGAGUGCAGCGUCGAUCCUGUAUGUGCCGCUAUCAAGGAAUGUUGGAAAUCCCUUUACUGCAAGCAAGCCGUUACAUAUCGUCAACAAUUGGGCUUUCCUGUGUACGAUGUUUCAAUGGCAGUGGUUAUUCAAGUGAUGAUUCCGUCUGACAUUUCGGGGGUUGUGUUCACGGCAGACCCACAGAGCGGUUCACGCGGGUGGCUAGUGAUAAACGGGGUGCAGGGCAUGGGAGAAGCUCUCGUAAGUGGCCAAGUCGAUACAGAUUACUGGAUCAUUCGAAAAUCGUUUAUGGGUCGUGAGAAAAAGAUUAUCGAAAGCCGGAUUGGGUCUCAAGCGUUCAAGCUAUGCUCGAAUUACCCCAAUCCAGGAACACAUCGAGUGGAUCUGUCCGCUGAAGAAGGGAAACGUCCCUGUCUGACGGAGGAACUGCUCUUUGAAGUGGCUUCCACUGCGCAGGAGAUUGAGAAGCAGUAUGGAAAGCCGAUGGAUAUCGAAUUCACGUUCUAUCAAAACAAACUGUACAUUCUUCAAGCCAGACCGAUCACGAAUCUCGGUGAAGUUCCUCCUCGUAACCUCGAUUCGACCUUUUUUUAA